CUGGCAGAAAGAUGGUACCAGGUUGGUUGAAUUUGGUACGCAGGAUAACAGAAUCGGACGGACACAUCUAAACUAAAAUUAAUUAUGCUGCAUUACUCCGAUUUCACUAAUUGAAUACGCUGCUUGGCACUCAUUUUAUAAAUUAGUUACGCGGCUUUUCUCCCAUUUUAGUAAUUAAUUACAUGAUAUUGGCCUUAGCCAUAAGGCUUGAGAAGUAUUUGUUAGUAAUUAUUUACGCCGCUUUACACUCAUUUGACAACGAUUUACUUUAUAUAAAAUGUAAUCGACGAUCGUAUGUUUUCCAAAAUAACAGAUCGACAUUUCAGUUUGCAAGUUAACUAAAAACUCAUUCCCUAAUUUAUUUAUUUCGAUGUUAUCCCCGACCUACAGAACGAUUACCUGUGUGUGUGUCCGUGUAUGUGUGUGUGAAAUAUGUUAGUAGUGCGUCACGCAUGAAUUUGUAGGAAUUAACAAAACUGCGUGGAAGCCGCAAAAAUAAAUUGGGUAUCCUGCGAAAGCGGAACGAAUACGAACAUGUUUUGAAAGUCAGUUAUUAAAGAAUCUGUCUUAUAAUCCAGAAUGUUGCAACGGGAAGUUAAAGUGGAAGCGAUAUCAGGUGAAGAAGCGGGAGACUAGCGUGACCUCAAUUUUGAACGGUCAGCCGACGAGAAAAGUGGAAACAUCGACUGUAACAACUGAGUGUAUAAUAAUAAUCAUAUUUUAAUAUUACCCGGUUAUUUAUCGUCACUGGUUACAUCUGAAAACGAUUAUCUGCUGUCGUUGGCAUGAAAGCAUUGUGUACAUUGGAUUAUAUCACCAAUAGUUAUCAACUCACAACAACAAAAGAGAAGAUAAAAUUCUGUCAAUAUAAACCUGUGACAGGAUUACUGUAAAAUAAUUCGGAACUAAGACAAAUGGCAACAAUUGUUUUAAUUACUGCCUGAAAUAUCUGCAAGAUGAUUUUGCUAAUUAAAUAUGAAUUACCAAUACUGCAGCAUUUAUAACAGCUCUACUGAAAGAUCACAGUUGGUGGAAGUAUAGCUGUAGAAAUAAAAAUAUUUAUAAGGAAUCCUCUCAAAGGAAACAAAAGAGAAUAUUGUCAUAGAAGAAGAAUUAUGGCAAAUGUAUUUUGUGAGGAGAAGGAUACAUUUAAAAUGCUAUCUGAAAGUUCUGAUUCUCUGGACAGUAAAAAAAAGGAAACCAAAAAAAUAACAUACCAGUGUCAAAUCUGUAACAAGAUAUUUUCUAAAAAAUAUAGACUCAGUUUGCACACCCGUACUCAUACAGGGGAAAAGCCAUACAGCUGUGAUAUGUGUGGUAAAUCUUUCUCUGUAAAAGGGAACCUCACGAUACACAAACGUUUUCAUACGGGCGAGAAACCACAUGACUGUGUUAUCUGUGGUAAAUCAUUCUCCCAUGUUAGUCACUUGAGUCGACACAAACGUAUUCACACAGGUGAGAAACCAUAUCACUGUGGUAUCUGUGGCGAAUCAUUCUCACAGAAAUACCAGUUGAAUGUGCACAUGCAUAAUCAUACUGGAGAGAAACCAUAUCACUGUGAUAUCUGCGGAAAAUCAUUCUCCCAAAAACAAACUUUAACUGCGCACAAACGUGUUCAUACGGGAGAGAAACCAUACGAUUGUGAUAUCUGUGGUAAAUCAUUCUCUGUGAAGUUUAAUCUCACUGUACACAGACGUUUUCAUACAGGAGAAAAACCAUAUGACUGUGAGAUCUGUGGUAAAACAUUUUCUCAUAUUAGUCACUUAAGUAAACACAAAAGUGUUCAUACAGGUGAGAGACAAUAUCACUGUGAAAUCUGUGGUAAUUCAUUCUCUCGUAGGCAGCGGUUAAUUGAACACAGACAUAUUCAUACUGGAGAGAAACCAUAUCACUGUGAUGUCUGUGGUAAAUCUUUCUCUCAGAAUGGUAACUUAGCUACUCAUAAGCGUAUUCAUACUGGUGUGAAUCCAUAUCACUGUGAUAUCUGUGGUAAAUCGUUGUCGACAAGAACAUAUGUGACUGUGCACAAACGCAUUCAUACAGGUGAGAAGCCAUUCCAGUGUGAUACCUGUGGCAAAUCGUUCACUCAAAAUGGCGAGUUAGUCUCUCACAAACGUAUUCAUACAGGUGAGAGGCCAUAUCACUGCGAGAUCUGUGAUAAAUCAUUCUCUCAAAGGCAUCACUUAACUAAACACAAACGUAUUCAUACAGGAGAGAAACCAUAUCACUGUGAAAUCUGUGGUAAAUCAUUCUCUGGAGCAAGUAACUUAACUAAACACAAACUUACUCAUACAGGAGAGAAACCAUAUCAUUGUGAUAUUUGUGGUAAAUCAUGCUCUGAGGAAAAUAACUUAGCUGAUCACAAAUGCAUUCACACAUUAGAGAAACCAUAUUGAUUUCUGUGGUAAAUCAUUCUCACAGAAAGACCACUUAACUACACUUGUUGGGAUUCAUACAGAAAAGUAGGUAUAUCAGGUUGUGUUAAGUGAAGUCCUUCCUAUUUGUCAGUCAAAUAGUUUUGUUUUUCUUAUUGGCAAUGGAUAAUAGUUUUAUAAAUAUUGCUAUGCCACAUGCAGCCCUCUGGUACCACCACGGGUUCCAACACAAACAGCCAGCAGUUUGCUAGCCCAUAGAUAUAUACAUGACGGGCUUCUUUUAGUUUUCAUCUACCAAAUCCACUCACAAGGCUAUAGUAAAAGACACUUGCCUAAGAUGCCACACAGUGGGACUGAACCCAGAAGCAUGUGAUUAGGAAGCUGCACCUGCACCUAUAUUUAGAAAAUAAAUUCCAUAAAAUCUUAAAAUAAAAUACUUUCUGAAAAAUUGCAAAUAAAUGUU
Octopus bimaculoides (California two-spot octopus) is the source of this 2838-nucleotide messenger RNA. RefSeq lists its product as uncharacterized. NCBI's taxonomy places the organism in Eukaryota, Metazoa, Mollusca, Cephalopoda, Octopoda, Octopodidae. The record is from RefSeq and is a predicted model, not a curated record.